AUGAAGGGAGCUGGUAACGCCACGCGUCCGUCAAGCGACAGCCCUGGGUGGAGUGCGGGCCUCCGCACUGCUCACCAGCUCGGUCGCCGAGUCGCAAACCGUUCCACCACCGCCGCUGCCACCGCCGCCUCCGCCGCCUCCUCCACCUCCGCCUCCUCCGCCACCUCCGCUGCCUCUGCUCUCUCCGCCACCUCCACCGCCUCUGCCUCCUCCACUGCUGCCGCCGCCGCCACCCCCGCCACCACUCCCACCACCACCCCCACUCCCUUCACUGCCUCCACCCCCACCUGCCCCGCCUCUUCCAGCCCCUCCAGCGCCCUUGCCCCCCUUGCCCUUGCCAGAGCAGCGUCUCCCGCUCGGGGCAGACGCAGCGCCGGCCGACUCGAGACCAACAAGGUCGGCCGUAGCAGCAGAGGCAAUAGAGGGCAAGAGGGGGGAGGGAGAACACCCCUCAAAGAAGGGGUUAUGAGGGUCACCAUGAGAGGCUCCUACAGCGACUAUGCUCUUCUCUAUCGCUAG
Molecule: messenger RNA, 519 nt
Organism: Closterium sp. NIES-65
Lineage: Eukaryota; Viridiplantae; Streptophyta; Zygnematophyceae; Desmidiales; Closteriaceae
Source: the annotation of a GenBank genome assembly